AUGGCGUGCAGUUUUAGGGUCAUAUACGACAAGUUUUCUGGAGCUGAUGCUGGUCGAGCUACCGGUCUGACGGGGCAAACAGUUCUGAAAUAUGUGCGAAUUAUCCGUGAUGUCCUCGGUUUGCCUGAUGAUCCGUUCCCAAAAUCGCGCCGCAUGAAUAACAGUGCGAAAAAAGAAUCUGCCGCAAGUGGUGAGAGAAGUGAACCUAACGCCAGCACGGAGAAAGACGAAUCUGUUGCAAAUGCUAAGAAAAUCAAUCACAACGCAGGUGCUGAGGAAGACAAGCUAACUGCGAAUUUCAAAGAACGUCAAUCUUUUACAAUUACUAAGGAAAGCAGACCUGCGAAUAUUGUGAAAUGCGAACCCAACGCAGAUAUGGAGUGUGAGACGAGAGCGAAUGCUACCGAAAACAAAUCGAACACGGAUACAGCGGGAAUCGAACCGAGUAGAGAGCCGCACAAAAACAAGCCAGCCAUCGAUGUUACGGGAAACAAGCCCAAAUCAGAAGGAGAGGAUAAUGCUGACAUUGAUAUAUUUUACGGCAAAAAAACACAUUUUGCAGUGGAUGAUCUCGAUCAUCAAAUGGCCGAUGUGCUAGUCAGCGAAACGAUGAACUGUGUUGCUGCUGCACGUUGUGUUACAGAUGUUGCCAUGUGUGGGCCAAUGGUUGAAUGUCUGCUGCAUGAAUUCAACUAUCAAGGCGAUUUCGCCGCAAUGCAUAAAGCGGUCCUAAAAGUUUUCAUGGAGCACAAGAAGCCAGCGGAGAUGACGGGCAUGGUUAAAUCCAGUGAAGAAACUGCUCGUCGUAUGAGAAAAACGAGUAUUUCAAGUGGAACAUAUCGUCAUUCUGCGAGAACGGAUGAUUCGUCUGAAGCAACACCUCAUCAUGUGAGGAAAAGGAAGAAAUCAUUAGAAGCAGCACCUGGUCUUGUGACGGAGAAGGGCGAAUCUCUUGGAGGAACUUUUCGUCGUCCAGAGAAAAAUGAUAAUUCACCUGGAGAAGCGCGUCGUCGUGGACGGAAAAGGCAUAUAUCGCCUGUAGUCGCAGGUCGUCUAGGGCGAAAAGAAAAAGACAACUUUCAUAGAGUGGCACGUCACUAUUCGUUGGAAGAAGACAAGUCAGCUGCAGUAGCGCCUCGCCGUGCCGAGAUGAAGGAUAAACCUUCCGAUGUAGCAUUGCGUCGUGUGAAGAAAGAGGACGAAUCGUCUGAGGCAGCUGUUCAUCAUCGAAUGGGCAAAUUGGAUACAGCAGCAGUUGGUGUAGUUACUCGUCGUGGGAGGCCAAGGAAUGAUUCGGUUGGAACAGUUUCUCGUAUUGCAAGUAAAAUAAAUGAUUCGCUUGAAGUAGCUCGUCGUCGUGCAGCAAGAAGCAUUAAACCUGCUGAAGUAGUGCCGCAUGAGCCGAAUAAAAUGGCCACUCGUAGCAUGAUGAAAACGGAUGAACCAAUUGGAAUAGCACCUCGUCAUACUCGGAAAGCGAGUGAAUCGAGUGAAUUACCUCCUCGUCGUGUGAUGAAAAAGGAUGAACUGACUGGAUUAGCACCUCGUCGCGCCGGGGAAGCGGAUGAAUCGAGUGAAGCAUCUUCUUGUCGCAUUAUGAAAGCGAAUGAACUGGUUGGUUUAGCACCACACCGUAUUCGGAAAACGGAUGAAUCGAGCGAAGUACUUCUUGGUGGUUCAUCCAAGAAGGAUGUAGUGGCUGAAAUAGCUAAGCGUCCUAGAGGAAGACCCCGUAAGCUAAGCGCAGGCAGACGGCUUGAGUCAGCUGGAGCACUGUCUUGUAAUAUGGGAAAAGUGGAUGAACAGGCUGAAGUGCCUCAUCGCCGUAGUAGAAGAAUGACUGAUUCGCCUAAU
This is a messenger RNA of Gongylonema pulchrum, 1854 nucleotides long. NCBI's taxonomy places the organism in Eukaryota, Metazoa, Nematoda, Chromadorea, Rhabditida, Gongylonematidae. The record is from the annotation of a GenBank genome assembly.